AUGCCUUCUGAGACGAGCUUUUGGAUCGUCAGUGUGCCGGUGCAGGAGGAGAAGAGCACCGAGCAGAUGUAUAAGGACCUAGAGUCCCAGCUGCUUCGUGACUCUGCCUGCGAGGCGGAGGACAUUGCGCCGCUUCCGAUGCCGGAGCUCAAGACCGGCACGCUAGAGUCGCUGAUUGUUAUGGCCGAAGACCUGCCAAAACUGGAGACGUUGUACUCUGCCAUCACGACGCGCGUGGUCGAUACGCUGCGUGCGCUUGUCAACGAUGACGAGCAGGCGCUCGAUGAGCACUUGACAUUGGACGGUCAGACCGUGGAAGACUAUCUGAUGUCGUGGCAGUGGAAUAGCGGCAAGUACCGUACGGACAAGUCGCUCAAUGAGAUCGUCGAGAUGCUGACCAAGGAGAUGCAGUCAAUUGAUCACGUUAUGAAGCAGAAACUCGCUGCGUACAAUGCAGCGAAGGGCCAGCUGCAGCAGCUGGAACGCAAGAAGCACGGCAACUUGACUGUCUGCUCCUUGGCAGAUAUUGUGCACAAGGACGAUAUCGUCGAUCCGAAUUCGGAGUUCCUUGUGACGCUCCUGGUCGUCGUGCCGAAAAACAAUACACAGGACUGGCUCAACAAGUACGAGCGUCUUACGUCGCUUGUGGUCCCUCGCUCAUCGUCCCAGCUGGCGCAGGACGACGAGUAUGUGCUCUACAAUGUGACCGUCUUUAAGAAGGUCGAGGAUGAGUUUAUUCAGAAAGCGCGGGAAAACAAGUUCCAGGUGCGUGACUUUGAGUGGGACGAAGGCCUAUUGGAGCGUGAGCGCCAGGAACUCUACGAGGCGGGCGUCUCGGAGAAAGAGCUCUGGACCGAGCUUCUGCGUCUGAGCCGCAUCAACUUUGCCGAGUCCUACCAGGCGCUGAUCCAUUUCCGUGUCAUCCGGACGUUCAUCGAGAGUGUUUUGCGCUUCGGUCUGCCUGCCACAUACUUUGCCGCGAUCGUGGAGCCUACGCCACGUAAGGCCAAGACACUGCUCAACUCGCUGGUGAGCCACUACAAGUACCUCCACGAGUUUAUCGCGCAGUCGGAGAAGCGUCCCACGGACAAUGCGGCGUCGGCCCACCAAGACACUCCCGGUGAAUUUGUCAAUAUGCUCGAGCAAGAGGUGUUCCCCUUUGUGCUUACUGAGCAGCCUAUGAUCACAGUAUAG
Molecule: messenger RNA, 1194 nt
Organism: Malassezia pachydermatis
Lineage: Eukaryota; Fungi; Basidiomycota; Malasseziomycetes; Malasseziales; Malasseziaceae
Product: atpase v1 complex subunit c
Exons: 3
Coding region: 1-1194 (397 amino acids)
Biological process (GO): proton transmembrane transport
Cellular component (GO): vacuolar proton-transporting V-type ATPase, V1 domain
Molecular function (GO): proton-transporting ATPase activity, rotational mechanism
Source: RefSeq, a predicted model, not a curated record